Anopheles cruzii is the source of this 1123-nucleotide messenger RNA. It is a transcript of the gene Der-2, whose product is annotated as derlin-2. The transcript is spliced from 7 exons. Gene Ontology annotation, molecular function: ubiquitin-specific protease binding; misfolded protein binding. The record is from RefSeq and is a predicted model, not a curated record. Gene Ontology annotation, cellular component: Hrd1p ubiquitin ligase ERAD-L complex; endoplasmic reticulum membrane. Gene Ontology annotation, biological process: endoplasmic reticulum unfolded protein response. NCBI's taxonomy places the organism in Eukaryota, Metazoa, Arthropoda, Insecta, Diptera, Culicidae. The coding region runs from base 249 to 956 and encodes 235 amino acids.
AGGUACGUCAUCGCACGACGUGAAGUGCUCAAACCGGCCCAUUUGAUUGGUACACGACAGAAAAUGUUUGCGGUAACAAACUAGCACCGUUUUUGGUACUGAAAUCGCCAGUAACACUCGUCUAACCUUUAUCAUCGGUAACACGCUCUUCCACACUUGCGAGGUUACGGCGGCAUACAGCGUAUUCAUGGCGUAUAUUACAUUUCAUUAAAUUCACCUCGAUCAACCACCGUGCUGCAGAAUGAACGAUGGCAUACCAAACGAUUCGCCAAGAGUAUCUGGAGAUACCGAUUGUAACGAGGGUGUAUUCAACGGCGUGCAUUAUCACAACACUGUCUGUGCACCUCGACAUUGUCACACCGUUCCAGCUGUACUUUAAUCCAAAACUCAUCUUCGAACACUAUCAACUUUGGCGGAUCUGCACAACAUUUCUAUUUUUCGGUACUUUCGGCUUUAACUUUCUGUUUAACAUGAUUUUCACAUUCCGGUACUGCCGUAUGUUGGAGGAAAAUUCAUUUCGUGGCAAAAGUGCGGAUUUUGUGAUGAUGUUUCUUUUCGGCGGCACCGUACUGGUUAUUCUUGCACUGUUUGUCAAUUUACUUUUCCUAGGGCAGGCCUUUACCAUCAUGCUUGUCUACGUGUGGUCCAGGCGAAAUCCAUUCGUGAGGAUGAACUUUUUCGGCGUGUUAAAUUUCCAGGCACCUUACCUACCGUGGGUCCUGCUGGGAUUUUCAGUGCUAAUAGGAAAUACCAUCUGGGUCGAUCUAAUUGGUAUUGUCGUGGGCCACAUGUAUUACUUUCUCGAGGAUGUGUUCCCCAACCAAGCAGGUGGCAUGAAACUUCUUAAGACUCCAAGGAUUCUCAAGCUGCUAUUCGACGAAGUGCCAGACGAUCCCAACUACGUACCGUUACCAGAAAACCAACCGGGAGGCUUCAAUUGGAGGCGGAACAACUGAUGGUAAACCAGAUGGUAAAAUUCGAACCGAUUCAAUAAAUGUAAGUUCAUAUGAAAUUGACAAACGCACACUUUCUCGUAUUGGAAAUUCAUCAAACUCGACUAUGUAGUCGAACGCCUUGCGGUACGGUGCUUUUUUCAAUGUGUAGGUAUGGUGAAGGAUUUUCA